Messenger RNA from Prunus persica (peach), 513 nucleotides. Its product is annotated as protein PELOTA 1-like. NCBI's taxonomy places the organism in Eukaryota, Viridiplantae, Streptophyta, Magnoliopsida, Rosales, Rosaceae. Gene Ontology annotation, cellular component: cytoplasm. The coding region runs from base 1 to 513 and encodes 170 amino acids. The record is from RefSeq and is a predicted model, not a curated record. Gene Ontology annotation, biological process: nuclear-transcribed mRNA catabolic process, non-stop decay; nonfunctional rRNA decay; ribosome disassembly. The transcript has a single exon.
AUGAAGGAAGACUUUCGUCGUUUUUUGAUUGGGGAGGAGCAGAGGUUGAAGUUGAAGUCUAUUGAGAACAACAAAUCAAGGAUUGUCGUUGUUAAUACGAGCAAAGGCGACAAUAAUAAUUGUAGUAGCAGCUUGCAUGAGGUUUUGCAUGACAAAGCGGUCAUGAAUUUGAUCAAGGACACCAAGGCUGCGAUGGAGAUCAGGGCUUACAAGGAGUUUUCGGACAUGGUAUCGAGCAAUUCGGAUCAAGCGUGUUAUGGUGCGAAGAGCGUGGAGAUGGCGCAUGAGUUGAUGGCCAUCGAAACGCUGUUGAUCAUGGAUGAUUUGUUUGAGAGGGCAGAAAUCGGGACAAGGCAUAAGUAUGUAGGGUUGGUGAAGUCGGUGAAAGAGGCGGGAGGGAAGGCGAUUGUGUUUUCGGCAAAACAUGUGGCCAGAGUUGAGCUGGCCACCACCGGCAUUGCCACAACUUUGAGGUUUCCAAUGCCUGAUCUUGAUGAUGGUUUCGUAACAUAA